Molecule: messenger RNA, 1464 nt
Organism: Tilletiaria anomala UBC 951
Lineage: Eukaryota; Fungi; Basidiomycota; Exobasidiomycetes; Georgefischeriales; Tilletiariaceae
Exons: 2
Coding region: 87-1397 (436 amino acids)
Molecular function (GO): zinc ion binding; hydrolase activity
Source: RefSeq, a predicted model, not a curated record
GCAUGCGUCGGCACCAUUCCCAUUGGUUCGGUCGCCUGUCGUCGCUGCCAACGGAACCUUCUGAGCUGACCUUAUUUCCCCAAGACAUGCUCGUCGCCGUGACAGGUCCGGCGGGGAGCGGGCGCGCGACGAUCCGAAGGCACCUGCGCAAACAGCACGCGUUCCAGUCCGUCGGGCUUGAGCAGCAGCCGGCUUGUCUCGCGGAGGAUUCAAACGAGGCGCCGAAAGACGAGGUGCGGCGUUUCACGAGCGAAGGCGCUCUGCUCGACUAUGCGACGGCGCACUGGUCCAGCAGGCUGCUCAUCGACGACGAUUUCUCCAAGUACGCGGACAUAGACGCGUUCCGUAAGCGCCCUUUCUUCCUGCUUGUCUCGGUUAGCGCACCGGUGCUCGUGCGCUGGCAGCGCAUCCAGCACGCUGCACCGUGUACUGCAGCGGCGCUGUCUCUAGAGAAGUUUCUCGAGAUCGACGACUAUGCUCUCUUCUCGCCGCUUUCUGCAGAUGCGGAGACGGGGGUUGCUGCUUCGGCCGCGGCCGCCGCGGCUGUUGGGGCGGCAACGCCGAUCAACAUGAGCCGCGAGGAGAGCUCAGGUGUGAUUGCGACGCUGACCAACAUGGCUGUUGCGGUUGGUGCAGCAACUUUAUCGAAAGGCGAUGGAGCCACACUGCAGGGCACAUCGAUACCAUCGCAAGGGGAAUCCACGUUAAAGGAAGGCGGCGGCAACGGUGUCAGUACUCGCCGACCACUAUCGCUGUAUGAGUUGAUGCAGACGGCGGAUCUGCGCAUCCUGAACGACUUCCGCACGUCCGCCCUCUUCGCCGCAUACCUCUCCACGCUGGACCUCUCCGCGACUCACCGCCUACGACCGAGCUGGGACACAUACUUUGUCUCCCUGUGCACGCUCGCGUCACUGCGCUCCAACUGCAUGAAGCGCCGCGUCGGCGCCGUGCUCGUGCGCAACAACCGUGUCCUGUCCACCGGCUAUAAUGGCACACCGCGGGGACUGCGGAAUUGCAACGAGGGCGGGUGCGCGAGGUGCAAUGGGCGCCUUGUCCAGAGCAAAAAGCCUGGUGCAGCAACUCUACAGCAAGAGGGGGCGAUGGAGGAGGAGGAACAAGAGCAGCCGCAGGUACCAAAAAGCGGCGUCAGCUUGGAUGAGUGUCUGUGCCUACACGCAGAAGAGAAUGCGCUGCUCGAAUGCGGGCGAGAGAAGGGCGGGGCGGAGGGAACGGUGCUGUACUGCAAUACCUGCCCAUGCUUACGCUGCGCAGUCAAGAUCGUGCAGACGGGCGUCAAGGAGGUGGUGUACCAGCUCGCGUACAGUAUGGACGACCGCAGUCGCGAGAUCUUCGAUGAGGCAGGCGUCCGGUUCCGCAAGUAUGUUCCUCCAAUCUGAAGGAUUCUGAAACGCAGCUCCGUUCGGUGAGGAGGGGGGGGGAGGAUUGGCUAGUGUAAUAUUGCAA